AUGAUUUCCUAUUCAUGUGUUGUUUGUUUUAUUGUUUUUGUAUUUCAUGUGAAGGCAUAUUCCAAAAAUAAGGUUCUUAAAUAUGCUAAACCAGGUUUUAUUACAAAUGAAAUUGAUAUAGGGGCGUACGCAAAGAGAAGAGGAAAAAGUAGACUAGGUAGUCUACACAACUACGGAUAUACUUCUACCAAGUCUCUAGAUAGCCAAAUUGAAGAAUUGAGAGAAAAGGUUGUAUCAAAAAAUAAAAACGAACCAGAAUUUCUUCAAGCGUUUGAAGAAGUAUUAUCAUGCUUAAAGCCAGUGUUUAAAAAAGACAAUGUAUAUAUAGGAGUAUUAGAAAAUAUAGCUGAACCAGAAAGGGUAAUACAAUUUCGAGUACCAUGGAUUAAUGAUAAAGGAGAACAUAAAAUGAAUAGAGGUUUUAGAGUACAAUAUAAUUCUGUAUUAGGUCCAUACAAAGGUGGUUUAAGAUUUCAUCCAACAGUUAAUUUAAGUGUUAUUAAAUUUUUAGGUUUCGAACAAAUUUUUAAAAAUAGUUUAACUACACUUCCAAUGGGUGGAGGUAAAGGAGGAUCUGAUUUUGAUCCAAAGGGAAAAUCAGAAAAUGAAAUUUUAAAAUUUUGUCAAUCAUUUAUGACAAAUUUGUUCAGAUAUAUUGGACCUAAUACUGAUGUACCAGCUGGUGAUAUUGGUGUAGGAGGUAGAGAAAUUGGAUACCUAUUUGGACAAUAUAAAAAAUUAAAAAAUUCAUUUGAAGGUGUAUUAACUGGUAAGAAUAUAAAAUGGGGAGGAAGCAAUAUUCGAGCUGAAGCUACAGGUUAUGGUGUUGUUUAUUUUGCUGAAAAUGUUUUAAAAGAUUUAAAUGAUAAUUUAGAAAAUAAAAAAUGUCUAGUUAGUGGAAGUGGUAAUGUUGCUCAAUAUUUAGUGGAAAAACUUAUCGAAAAAGGUGCUAUAGUUUUAACAAUGAGUGAUAGUAAUGGUUAUAUUCUUGAACCUAAUGGAUUUACAAAAGAACAAUUAAAUUAUAUUAUGGAUAUAAAAAAUAAUCAAAGAUUAAGAUUAAAAGAAUAUUUAAAAUAUUCCAAAACUGCCAAAUAUUUUGAAAAUCAAAAACCAUGGAAUAUUCCAUGUGAUAUUGCUUUCCCUUGUGCAACACAAAAUGAAAUUGAUGAAAAUGAUGCUGACUUGUUCAUACAAAAUAAAUGCAAAAUGGUCGUAGAAGGUGCAAACAUGCCAACACAUAUAAAAGCUCUACACAAAUUAAAACAAAAUAAUAUCAUUCUAUGUCCAUCCAAAGCUGCUAAUGCUGGAGGAGUAGCUGUAAGUGGACUAGAAAUGAGUCAAAACUCUAUGAGAUUGCAAUGGACACAACAAGAAACUGAUAUUAAGUUACAAAAUAUUAUGAAAAGUAUUUAUGAACAAUGUCAUAAUACUUCCAAAAUUUACCUGAACGAGUCAGAUUUAGUUGCAGGUGCUAAUAUAGCUGGAUUUUUAAAGGUAGCUGACUCGUUCCUAGAGCAAGGAGGUUUAUAA
Plasmodium adleri (nom. inval.) is the source of this 1533-nucleotide messenger RNA. RefSeq names its product NADP-specific glutamate dehydrogenase. The record is from RefSeq and is a predicted model, not a curated record. The transcript has 3 exons. Gene Ontology annotation, cellular component: cytosol. NCBI's taxonomy places the organism in Eukaryota, Apicomplexa, Aconoidasida, Haemosporida, Plasmodiidae. Gene Ontology annotation, molecular function: L-glutamate dehydrogenase (NADP+) activity. Bases 1 to 1533 code for a protein of 510 amino acids.